AUGACUCUGCCCCACAGCCCCGGAAAUGUGGGGGAGCCCCGGCCCCCCCAGGCCGUGGAGGUCCACCGGCUGGAACACCGCCAGGAGGAGGAGCACAAGGAGGAACGGCAGCACAGCCUGCACAUGGGCUCCUCAGUGCGGAGGCGGACCUUCCGCACCAGCGAGGAAGAGUAUCAGUUCAGCGCCGCAGACUACGCCCUCGCAGCAGCCCUGGCUCUGACAGCCUCCAAAGAGACAUCUUGGGAGGCUCAGCUGAGGCGCCAGACCUCCGCGGUGGAGCUGGAGAAGCGAGGGCAGAAGCGGGUGGGCUUCGGCAAUGACUGGGAGAGGACGGAGAUCGCCUUCCUUCGGACCCAGUGGCUACUGCGCCAGAGACGCGACCGGAAGGCGCUGAGACGGCGGACAGAGGAGAAGGUCCGGGAGGCCAGGGAGCUGAGGGAGUUGUGUUCCGGCCGGGGGCCCUGGUUCUGGAUCCCUCUGCGUUCCCACGCCGUCUGGGAGCAUGCCACAGUCCUGCUGACCUGUACCGUCAAGGCCUCACCUCCCCCCCAGGUCACCUGGUACAAAAAUGACAUGCGAAUCGAUCCCCGCCUCUUUCCUGCUGGAAAGUACCGAAUCACCAACAACUAUGGGCUGCUGACGCUGGAGAUUAGGAGAUGCACCAUUGAGGACGCAGCCACCUACACGGUGCUGGUGAAGAAUGCCUAUGGCCAGGCCUCCUCCUUCGCCAAAGUCCUCGUCCGAACUUAUGUGGGGAAGGAAGCUGGCUUCGAUUCGGAGAUCUUUAAAAGACUGAUGCUUGGCUCCAGCGUGGAAUUCACAUCGGUGCUGAAGCCAGUCUUUGCCCGAGAGAAGGAGCCCUUCUCCCUGUCCUGCUUAUUUUCGGAAGAUGUGUUAGAUGCUGAACAGAACAUCCAGUGGUACCGAGAUGGGAGACUACUGAGAGCCUCAGGUCGCCGACAGACCCUCUACGCAGACCGCCAGGCAUGCCUGAAGGUGUCCUGUGCCUAUAAGGAGGAUGAGGGGCUCUACACUAUCCAGGUGCCUUCACCCUUCGGGCCCCAGGAGCAGAGCACCUACGUGUUCGUGAGAGAUGCGGCAGCCGAGAAGCCGGGGGCCCCAGGCUCCCCUCUGAAUGUCCGCUGCCUGAAUGUGAACAGAGACUGCCUCACCCUGACCUGGACCCCGCCCAGCGACACCCGGGGCAGCCCCAUCACCAGCUACAGCAUUGAGCGGUGCCAGGGCGAGUCUGGGCAGUGGGUGCCCUGCCACGUGGCCCCCGGUGGGACCUGCCGGUGCCCCGUCCAAGGCCUCAUCGAAGGCCAGAGCUAUCGGUUCCGGGUGAGAGCCGUGAGCAGGGCGGGAAGCAGCCUCCCCUCCAAGGCUUCAGACGUGGUUGUCAUGGGCGACCGUGAUGAAGCCCGGAGAAAGAAAGAGAUCCCCUUUGACCUGGGAAACAAGAUCACGGUCAGCACAGAUGAUUUUGAAGACUUUGUGACCAUCCCGUCACCCCCGACCAAUGUCCACGCCAGUGAGAUCCGUGAUGCCUACGUGGUUCUGGGCUGGGAUGAGCCAAGGCCCCGGGGCAAAGCCCCACUGACGUACUCUCUGGAGAAGUCGGUCAUAGGUAGUGGCACCUGGGAGGCCAUCAUCUCAGAAACCCCUGUGAAAUCCCCAAGAUUCGCCCUUUUGGAUCUGGAGAAAGGGAAGUCCUAUGUCUUCAGAGUGCGAUCAAUAAACCAGUACGGCAUGAGCGAUGCAUCAGAGCCCAGCGAGCCCAUCGCCUUGAGGGGGAAGCCAGCUACUCUGCCUCCUCCAGCUCAAGUUCAAGCAUUCCGAGACACGCAGACCUCUGUGUCCCUGACCUGGGACCCCGUGAAAGACAGCCCAGAGCUCCUUGGUUAUUACAUCUACUCCCGGGAGGCAGGAUCAUCUGAGUGGCAAACGGUUAACAACAAACCCAUCCAGGGCAACAAGUUUACAGUUCCCGGGCUGAGGACCGGGAAGGAGUACGAGUUUUGUGUCCGAUCAGUCAGCGAGGCGGGGGUAGGUGAGAGCUCAGCUAUCACGGAGCCCAUCAGGGUCAAGCAGGCUCUGGCCACACCAUCUGCCCCAUAUGACUUCGCGCUCCUGAGCUGUGGGAAAAAUGAUAUGGUCAUUGGGUGGAAGCCCCCCAAGCGUCGUGGAGGCGGCAAGAUCCUGGGCUACUUCCUGGACCAGCAUGACUCAGAGGAGCUGGACUGGCACCCAGUCAACCAGCAGCCCAUCCCCACCCGGGUCUGCAAGGUCAGUAACCUUCGCGAAGGCCACUUCUAUGAGUUCCGUGCCCGGGCAGCAAACUGGGCCGGCGUUGGUGAGCUGUCGGCGCCCAGCAGCCUGUUUGAGUGCAAAGAGUGGACGAUGCCCCAACCAGGCCCCCCAUAUGAAGUGCAGGCGUUGGAGGUGCGGGCCACCUCCCUGAUGCUGAAGUGGGAGUCCCCGCUGUACACUGGGGCUGGCCCCGUCACAGGCUACCUCAUCAGUGUCCAGGAGGAAGGCUCUGAACAGUGGAAGCCAGUCACCCCAGACCUCAUCUCUGGCACCCACCUGCGGAUCUCUGACCUGCAGCCGGGAAAGACUUACAAGUUCCAGGUUCAGGCCGUGAAUUCAGCUGGUCCAGGACAGCCAUCCAUGCCCACUGACCCCAUACUCCUGGAAGACAAGCCAGAUGCCCGAGAGAUCGAGGUUGGCGUGGAUGAAGAGGGCUCUAUCUACUUGGCUUUCGAAGCCCCCGAGGCCCCUGACUCAUCGGAGUUUCAGUGGUCCAAGGACUACAAGGGCCCGCCAGACCCCCAGAGGGUCAAGGUCGAGGAGAAAGCUAACAAGUCCAAGGUCAUCCUGAAAGAUCCUGGCCUUGAGGAUUUGGGCACCUACUCAGUAGUGGUCACGGAUGCUGAUGAAGACAUCUCGGCCAGCCACACGCUGACGGAGGAAGAGUUGAACAAGCUGAAGAAGUUGAGCCAUGAGAUCAGAAACCCAGUGAUCAAGCUGAUCUCUGGCUGGAACGUCGACAUCCUUGAGCAAGGAGAGGUGCGGCUGUGGCUGGAAGUAGAAAAGUUAUCACCCGCCGCUGAGCUGCAUCUAAUCUUCAACGAGAAGGAAAUCUUCAGCUCACCGGGCCGCAAAAUCAACUUUGACCGAGAGAAGGGCCUGGUGGAAGUGAUCAUCCAGAACUUGUCGGAGGAUGACAAAGGGUCGUAUACUGCUCAGCUCCAGGACGGGAAAGCCAAGAACCAGAUCACCCUGGCACUGGUGGAUGACGAUUUCGACAAACUUCUGAGGAAAGCAGACGCUAAGAGAAGAGACUGGAAGAGAAAGCAGGGUCCCUAUUUCGAGGAGCCCUUGCAGUGGAAGGUCACGGAGGACUGCCAAGUGCUGCUGACAUGCAAGGCAACAAACACCAAGACGGAAACCUGCUUCCAGUGGUUCUUCCAGAAGAAAGAGACACCGGCCGGUCAGUAAGACCCACAGACGGGAGUGGGAAUCCUGUGCAUCGAAGAGCUGUCCAAAGAGGACAAGGGAAUUUAUAGAGCAACGGUUUCUGACAGCCGAGGGGAGGAUGACACCCUCCUAGACCUCACAGGUGAAGCCCUGGAUGACAUCUACACUGAGCUGGGAAGGAUUGGUGCCCUCUCUGCAACCCCGCUGAAAUUCCAAGGGACCGAGGAAGGAAUCCGGAUCUUCAGCAAGGUCAAGUACUACAAUAUCCAGUACAUGAAAACCACCUGGUUCCACAAAGAAAAACGCCUGGAGAGUGGUGAUCGGGUGAGGGCUGGCACCACCCUGGAUGAGAUUUGGCUCCACAUCCUGGACCCCAAAGAUUCAGACAAGGGCAAAUACACCCUGGAGAUAGCCGCUGGGAAGGAGACCCGGACACUCUCAGCUGACCUCUCGGGACAAGCUUUUGACGAAGCCUUUGCUGAGCACCAGAGACUGAAAGCCUUGGCCAUCAUUGAGAAGAAUCGUGCCAAAGUGGUGAGGGGCCUGCCAGACGUAGCCACCAUCAUGGAAGAUAAGACCCUGUGCCUGACCUGUGUCAUCUCUGGAGAUCCCACCCCUGAAAUCUCUUGGCUGAAGAAUGACCAGCCUGUCACCUUCCUUGACCGCUACCACAUGGAGGUGAAGGGGGCAGAGGUCACCAUCACCAUUGAAAGGGUCAACAGUGAGGACAGUGGGCGCUACGGCGUCUUCGUCAAGAACAAGUAUGGCUCUGAGACGGGCCAGGUCACCAUCAGCGUGUUUAAGCACGGGGAGGAGGCCAAGGUGCUGGAGAAAACGAGAGAGAACAUUCAGGCACAGCCUGAGGCCUAGUCUGCGUGGCCCUGUAGGGUCAACCAGUGGGUCACAGCCUGGCAUGGGGCCACCCGGCCGGGCAGGGGGGAAGGGCACAGGGUGGAACCCAGGAAGGGGGGUGAGAGUAGAGUGGCUACACUAAAGCGCAGAAGCAAACACCUUGCUGGGGUCCUGAGGGGUCUCGGGGUAGUGAGAUCGGCACCGGACUUGGCGUGGAGAAUUACGUGCAAGACUCCACUCCAAGUCCAAACUCUCCGGGGCCUUGCCUUUCUCAUCUGCUAAAUAGGAUUUCCUACUCCGAGGGAUUGUUUAUGAAAAAACCUUUAGAAACCAUAUUCCAGGGGUUCUCACCAGAAGGCACUUUGCCCCCCUCCCCCACAGGGGGCAUUGUCAAUGUCCAAACUUUUGGGUGUCUGCUGGCAUCUAGUAGAUAGAGGUCAAGGACGCUACUAAACCACAGUGCGCCCCCACGUAGAAUUAUCAGACCCCAAAGGCUAGUGGUGCCGAGGUUGAUGAGUCCUGCCAGAAACUGAUAGGUCACCACGUUCCCCGCUCUAGGGGUCUAUAUUUUCAAUUCGCUGAAGUUCAACAAACAUUUCAUCUGAGGCCCACAUGUGCCAGGCUGAGACUGUCCCUGGAAGCAGAGAUAAUCGAUACGCAGGCCCCACCCUCGAGGCUCCAGCCCAGCAGGAGACACAGAGACCUGGACAGAAAAGACUCCAGGAAAAAAGAAGGGUAAGGAUGACAAAACAGAUGCAAAGAAAGUGCCACUAGCGGUCAGAGGAGGGAGAUGUUCGUCCCAGGGGGGAAGGUGGCUCUAAAACACCUUCACAGAACUAGUGGGAUUGGGGUUGGACCCUGGAAAAGAAGUCCAGUUUGGCAACAGUUUUGGGAGGAGGACAUUUCAGGGUGACGCUGCCUGGGUGGCCUUGACCUCCAGGCUGGAGAGGUGGAGAACCUGGGGGCCCCCUCUAGCUCGGGGCCUCUGCCUGGCACGGCCUGAACUGGUUGGCCCUGUCUGAUGGACCUCAAUACGAAGCCGAUCGUGUCGCCGCGCUCCAGUGUCCCUUGUUUGUAAAAUAAGAUUUGGAGGGAGUGGGGUUUAUAAAAUGGUAGAUGCUGGUUGCACUAUUUUGGAACACCCUGAAAAUGAUAGAGGAGAAAAUAAAAAUCAUCGA
Messenger RNA from Hyaena hyaena (striped hyena), 5510 nucleotides. RefSeq names its product myomesin 3 (gene MYOM3). The transcript has 36 exons. The record is from RefSeq and is a predicted model, not a curated record. Gene Ontology annotation, molecular function: protein binding. NCBI's taxonomy places the organism in Eukaryota, Metazoa, Chordata, Mammalia, Carnivora, Hyaenidae.